GUCCUCGAUGCUGAGGCGGUCGAGGAGAGGCAGCGCGAGGUGCGUGACUUGCUCGAGGAGUUCGACCAGGUCCUUGACGAGCCCAAGGGAUUGCCGCCGCACCGGGAGUUCGACCAUCGCAUACCUCUGGUCGAGGAGGGUCGAGCAGUGCACGUGCAUCCCUAUAGGUACGUGCACUUUCAGAAGAUAGAGAUCGAGCGGCAGGUGGGCGAGAUGCUUGAGUCCGGAAUCAUCCAGCAUAGCACGAGCCCGUUCUCGUCACCGGUGCUGCUCGCGAAAAAGAAGGACGGCACGUGGCGGUUCUGCACGGACUACCGCGCUCUCAAUGCAGCCACCGUGAAGGAUCGUUUUACCAUUCCAUGCGUCGAUGAUAUGCUGGACGAGUUGGGUGGCGCGCGUUACUUCUCCAAGCUCGACCUACGCGCAGGCUACCAUCAGAUCAGUUUGGCCAAGGAGGACGUGCCCAAGACGGCUUUUCGCACGCACCAAGGGCACUACGAAUAUCUCGUGAUGCCUUUUGGUUUAUGCAAUGUGACGUCGACAUUUCAGUUUGCGAUGAAUUCAAUCUUCAAGGAGUACCUUCGUAAGUUU
Molecule: messenger RNA, 591 nt
Organism: Striga hermonthica
Lineage: Eukaryota; Viridiplantae; Streptophyta; Magnoliopsida; Lamiales; Orobanchaceae
Source: the annotation of a GenBank genome assembly